AAUGGCGCCAGGCGUAUUUCCUCCAGGAGAUCAUUCCACAGUUCGGGGGCCACCACAGAAAAGGCCCUUUUCCGCGUUGCCAUCCUCCGAGCAGGAACUCAGAGGAGGGUCUUUGAUGAUGAACGUAGUGUACGGGCAGGUUCAUAACGGGGGGAGGCGUUCCAACAGGUAUUGUGGUCCUAUGCCGUGUAAGGCUUUAUAGGUCAAAACCAGCCAUGACAAAGGAAAGGGCACUCUGUAAAUGUUCAGAAAAUCUUUCUGCUCUGUCCACGUGGCCUGCAGGCAAAAGAUUGAGAGGAGUCUCUGAACGCAGGUAAGAAAUACAAUCCCACUGCCUUUAAAAAAAAAAAAUCUCCACAAGCAGCCGCAGCUAGCUGUGUGCCUGUUGGAGCUGGUAAGGAGGGCAUGCAUUUGAUGGCUUUCCUCUGCUAUAUAUCUCCAUAGCAUCUGGUCAUCAGAGGUGGACUCAUUCUAGACAGGGAGGCUACUCUAGGCACCGAAAAGAAUACAAUAAAGGCUGAUGUCAAUGGGCAAAGUUCCAAAGUGUCGGCGCUGCCACGCAAGUGCGGAGUGAGUGUCCCGUUGGCACCUGGGACUCGCCAGCUCCACGGCCUGAAGCAGCUGAGGGGAUCCCUUCUCCCGUGGGCCACUGGCUUUUGAGACCCGAAGAUGCAGGCAGAGUCCCUCUUGCACAGCGGCUACUUCCACCCUGUGCUUCGCUCAUGGCAGACGACAGCCGCUGCCUUCAGUGCUGCCAACCUCAUCUAUCCCGUCUUCGUCACGGACAAUCCAGACGCCGUGGAGCCCAUCGCCAGCCUACCUGGUCAAGCCCGGUAUGGCAUCAACAAGCUGGAGGAGAUGUUGCGCCCCCUGGUGGCUGAUGGGCUGAAGUGCGUGCUGAUGUUUGGGGUACCAAGCAAUGCUGCCAAGGAUGAGCGUGGCUCUGCAGCUGAUGCCAAAGACACAUCAGUGAUCCAAGCCAUAAAUACGAUCCGCGCCUUCUUUCCUGAGCUGCUGGUUGCCUGUGAUGUCUGCCUGUGCCCUUACACCUCUCACGGACACUGCGGUGUCCUCCGGCAAGAUGGCACCCUCCAGAACGAAGCCAGCUGUCAGCGGCUGGCUGAGGUGGCGUUGGCCUACGCCAAGGCAGGAUGCCACAUCGUGGCCCCCUCAGAUAUGAUGGAUGGACGCAUCCAUGCGAUCAAAGAGGCCUUGAUCUCCAACGAUAUGGGAAAUAAGGUUUCGGUCAUGAGCUACAGUGCCAAGUUUGCUUCCUGCUUCUAUGGCCCGUUCAGAGAUGCAGCCCAGUCCAAACCUGCUUUUGGAGACCGGCGAUGUUACCAGCUCCCUCCGGGAUCACGGGGCUUGGCUUUGCGGGCUGUGGACCGGGAUGUACGAGAGGGGGCAGAUAUGCUUAUGGUGAAGCCAGGGAUGCCCUACCUUGACCUCGUGCGGGAGGUGAAGAGCAAACAUCCCAACCACCCGCUGGCUGUCUAUCACGUCUCGGGAGAGUUUGCCAUGUUGUGGCAUGGAGCAAAAGCCGGGGCCUUUGACCUGAAGGCGGUGGUGAUGGAGGCCAUGGCCGGGUUCAGGCGAGCGGGGGCUGAUAUCAUCAUUACAUACUACGUGCCUCAACUCCUCCAGUGGCUGAAGGACAUGCAGGCAUGAGGCAUCUCUUUUGUGCGAAUGAAGAUGCAAGAAGCAUCCUGGAAGUGUCUUGGAAUCAGUAGAAAGGACCAAGUGGAUAGCGGUGUGUGUGUGUGUGCUCUAGCAUAGCCCUGUUUUAACAGAUGCAAAUCCAGCACAAGCAUAACUCUAAAGCCCUCCCACCCCCCAAGAGAUGUUUUAACAGAAUCCUUCAACUUCUGCCUUCUCAGCCUGGACACUUUUUAAAAACAUGUUUCUUUUUUAAAUGUUGCAAACAAGGAAUAGUUAACACUCCUUGCCCUGCAGGUAUCCUUUCUGCACCAAGAAUCAGUUAAAAGUUAACCAAAGUGAUUUAUGCAUCACAAAUGGUCCUUUGGUGAGAGAUCCUGUCACCACAGAGGCCAGCUCACGCCCAAGCCUUGCUGGAACCUCUGUCCCAGUGACGCAGUCUGCCUGGGGGGGUGGGGGGAGUGAGGGGAGAAGCAGCAGGUGCAUUGUCAUGCAGUGAUGGCACAGCUGUUGGGCUUGAACGUUGUUGCUUUUUUGUCGGCUGCGUUCCAAGUUCUUUAACCUGAUGCAGGACAGGUGCAAUUCACAGGUAAAUCUUUACCUGCCUGCGACAUUUCUUUGCUGGAAAUGACACAUUUUCUACACAUCUUCAGAGCAAAAAGUAAAACAACCAGAGAGCGCUGGGCUGCGGCUUUCACCCGCUCUUCAGUGGACUAGUUAGGGAAGUGAGGAUUCCCAGCGGGCCUGCUUGUGUUUAAUACACAGGAAACAGGAGAUGGCACCAUUUCAGGGCAGAAUGUUGGCUUGCAUCUCGCUGCGUUUAACAGCACAGGAACAGGGCCUGCUGGAAGCUGCUGGCAACCCUCCUCGUUUUGACAUGUGACACUGGAAGCAAAUAAUAUAUGUGCGCUUGGAGCAGAAAUAAAGUUCCAGUUGGCUGGAAAGA
Rhineura floridana is the source of this 2602-nucleotide messenger RNA. It is a transcript of the gene ALAD, whose product is annotated as aminolevulinate dehydratase. Gene Ontology annotation, cellular component: cytosol. The transcript is spliced from 13 exons. Gene Ontology annotation, molecular function: porphobilinogen synthase activity; zinc ion binding. Gene Ontology annotation, biological process: heme biosynthetic process. Bases 670 to 1668 code for a protein of 332 amino acids. The record is from RefSeq and is a predicted model, not a curated record. NCBI's taxonomy places the organism in Eukaryota, Metazoa, Chordata, Lepidosauria, Squamata, Rhineuridae.